This is a messenger RNA of Cheilinus undulatus (humphead wrasse), 2469 nucleotides long. It is a transcript of the gene hal, whose product is annotated as histidine ammonia-lyase. Gene Ontology annotation, cellular component: cytoplasm. Gene Ontology annotation, biological process: L-histidine catabolic process. The record is from RefSeq and is a predicted model, not a curated record. Bases 38 to 2002 code for a protein of 654 amino acids. Gene Ontology annotation, molecular function: histidine ammonia-lyase activity. The transcript has 20 exons. NCBI's taxonomy places the organism in Eukaryota, Metazoa, Chordata, Actinopteri, Labriformes, Labridae.
AGCAGCUCUCACUGCUGCUGAGCCCCGCUGAAGCGCAAUGCCUCGUUUUACCGUCCACAUCCGAGAUGAGUGGCUGGCUGUGCCCUGCCGGGACACCACCAGCACCAUCCGGUGGCUCGGACUUGAAGCUCUCAAACGUUACGUGAAGAACAAACCGGACAACGGUGGCAUCACGGCUGUGAAGGACGCUCGGUUCGUUGUGCGCAGGUGUCAGGGUUUGGGGUUAUUGGACGCGGAUGACACCAUCGAGGAUGUACUGGAGGAUAAUGACUUUGUCGAUCUGGCCAUUGAAGGCGACACCAUGUCCCCAGACUUCAUCCCAUGUGAGCCUGGAGUUUCUCAUCUUACAGCAGCAUACAAAGAGCCUGGAGAAUAUAUCAGUCUGGAUGGCAACAGCCUGACAUCAACAGAUCUGGUCAACUUAGGGAGAGGACUCUACAAGAUAAAGCUGACUCUGGAGGCAGAGAAAAAAGUUGUGCAAUCCAGAGAGCUUUUGGACACUAUCGUCAAAGAAAACAAAGUUGUCUAUGGAAUCACAACAGGUUUUGGAAAGUUUGCCCGAACAGUCAUUCCUGUCAGCAAGCUCAAGGAGCUACAAGAAAACUUGGUGCGGUCACACUCUGCAGGUGUAGGAAACCCGUUGAGCCCAGAGAGGACUCGCAUGCUGCUCGCACUCAGGAUCAAUGUUCUGGCCAAAGGGCACAGCGGAAUUUCUCUGGAAACGCUUCAUGCCAUGAUCCAAGCUUUCAAUGCUUCUUGCCUCUCCUUUGUCCCAGAGAAGGGGACAGUGGGUGCCAGUGGAGAUCUGGCGCCCCUCUCUCACCUGGCUCUGGGGCUUAUGGGAGAGGGUAAAAUGUGGUCUCCGAAGAGCGGAUGGGCAGAUGCCAAAUAUGUCCUAGAGGCCCAUGGACUGAAGCCAAUAUCACUAAAGCCUAAAGAGGGUCUCGCUCUGAUCAACGGGACCCAAAUGAUCACUUCUCUGGGGGCGGAGGCCGUUGAAAGAGCCCAGGCAAUAGCUCGACAGGCAGACAUCAUCGCUGCUCUGACACUGGAGGUUCUGAAGGGAACCACCAAAGCCUUCGACAGCGACAUCCACACCCUGCGUCCUCAUCCAGGACAGGUGGAGGUAGCCCAACGCUUCCGCUCGCUGCUGGACUCCGAUCACCAUCCAUCCCAGAUUGCAGAGAGCCAUCGAUUCUGUGACAGAGUCCAGGAUGCCUACACCAUGAGAUGCUGUCCUCAGGUUCAUGGAAUUGCAAAUGACACGAUAAAAUUUGUCCAGAACAUCAUCAAUACAGAAAUCAACAGUGCCACCGACAAUCCUAUGGUAUUUGCUGAGAGAGGUGAGACCAUUUCUGGUGGAAAUUUCCACGGUGAAUACCCAGCUAAGGCUUUGGACUUUUUAGCAAUCGCAGUCCAUGAGCUGGCUUCAAUUAGUGAGAGGAGGAUCGAGAGGUUGUGUAACCCUUCUCUUAGUGAGCUGCCUGCCUUUCUCGUAAACGAGGGAGGACUCAACUCAGGCUUCAUGAUUGCUCAUUGCACUGCUGCUGCCUUGGUUUCAGAGAAUAAAGUUUUGUGUCACCCAUCCUCUGUGGACUCGUUGUCCACCAGUGCUGCCACAGAAGACCAUGUGUCGAUGGGAGGCUGGGCCGCCAGGAAGGCACUGAGAGUCAUUGAGCAUGUGGAACAAGUUCUUGCUAUAGAGCUGUUGGCGGCCUGUCAGGGCAUUGAGUUCCUCCGCCCAGUCCGUACCACCACUCCGCUGGAGAAGGUCUAUGAACUCGUGCGCAGUGUGGUCAAACCGUGGAUUAAAGACAGAUUCAUGUCUCCAGACAUCGAGGCUGUUCACCGUCUUCUGCUCGACCAGAGGGUGUGGAAUGUGGCCAAACCGUAUAUUGACAAGUACCAAACAGAGUACAUCCCAGAAUCCCGUCCCAUCUCUCCCACUGCCUUCUCUCUGGACCCCCCAGCAUCACCAAGGAAGCGAGUUCGUCAUGAGUGAAAGCAUUUCCAUUUAUUUUUUGGCAAUAACUGAAAUCAAAACUUCCUAUUAUUAAGAAUUCUGUAGAUUUGACAAAAAAGAAACCUACAGAUUUAAAUACAAUGUUUCUUUGACCCCUGUGAACUCAAUUAAUAGUUUGAUUUCUUAGACCAACAUGGCUUAAUCCCUGAGGAUAUCCUGCUAAUAUAAAAAUGGGUUAACAUAUAUUAUUAGAGUAAUUAUGGGGUGUUGAUGUUGUGCACCAGGGCUGUAUUUUUUAACCAGUUUUAUCCCUUAUAAUGUGCCUAAUUUAGUUUUUUAUUGCCAUAUGACUACCUCAGCCACUGUACUAGUUUAACAUAAAUUAUUUUAAUUGUGUUGUGCAAAUACUUCUGUAUUAAAAUGGUUUCUUCUGGUUUAAUUUAACAAAAUCGUAAAUGAUUGUCAUCCAGUCAAUUUAUAUCACAAUAAAUCUUUGUUAAGUGGCA